AUUAGUACGCAGUUCUUUUUCUAUAUAAUUUUGGUAUUGUAGAGAGAUAAUUGUCCUAGGAAAUCUUAGGAUUAUAUGAUUAAAAAAUUUGGACCUAUAAAAAUGUGCCUGAAAGGCAUUGCAAAAAAACUUAUGCUCAAGAUUUCAGUUGUCGAAUGAUUUCAUUGCUUUCAGAACAUCCUCGAUAUGCCUGGCAUUCAAGUUGAAAGAAAUUAGUUUUAGCUAUCUAGCAACAACUAUAAUUAUUUUCGAACAUGAGAAAUGAUUGAUUAGACUUCUGCUGAAAUUGAUUGAAUUCUAUCACUUGUAGAUUUGUUAAAGGUUAUGAUAAUUGGCUCUGACUCUGUCAUGAGAUUUAAAUUUAUUUUGUUUGAAAAUGAGCUGGAAACAAGCUAUAUUGAACAAUACUUGUAAUCUCCCUUCCGACCUCUUUUUAUUAUAUUUGGGAAUCGACUGAAGAUGAUCACUAUGGCCAUAGCCGUGGGCUUAUGCACCACUUAACAUCUUCUUCGCGUUCGUCAAUUUGAAGAAUGUCAUAUUGUCCCCAAAUCAUGGUUGACUAUGUGGUAUCUUUUCCUCAGCAUCUGAUUUUUCUGACUUGAGUUUAAAAGAAAAAGAAAUUACCAUGAUGGGGUCCAUUCACCGCAGUGGACUUUCUAGGAAAACAAAUGAUAGCGCCAGGCUCGUUGUCAGUACUAUUCUGGGAGUUGUGUUUGGAUUUUUUAUUGGCAUCUCAUUUCCAUCAGUUUCUCUUAUCAAGGUUGUACCUUCAGGUGUUAUUUCAUCUAUCAAUAUACCCUCUUCCGAUAAAAAUGUUCAUGCUCCAAAAAAUCCUCGUGGUGCAGAGUUAUUACCUCCAGGAAUAGUUGUGCCAGAAUCUGACUUUUACUUGCGCAGACUAUGGGGUGAGCCUAGUGAGGAUUUACAGAAAAAGCCAAAGUACUUGGUUACGUUUACUGUCGGUUAUGAUCAGAGGAAUAACAUCAAUGCAGUUAUUAAAAAGUUUUCGGAUGAAUUCACAAUUAUGCUUUUCCACUAUGAUGGUCGGGUGAGUGAAUGGGAUGAAUUUGAGUGGUCAAAAAGUGCAAUCCAUGUCAGUGUAAGAAGACAAACAAAAUGGUGGUAUGCAAAGAGGUUUUUGCAUCCUGAUAUUGUUGCUUCUUACGAUUAUAUUUUCAUAUGGGACGAAGAUCUUGGAGUGGAGCAUUUCAAUUCAGACAAGUAUAUUGAGUUGGUUAAGAAACAUGGUCUAGAGAUCUCUCAACCAGGUCUUGAACCCGACAAAGGACUUACAUGGCAGAUGACGAAGAGGAGAGGUGACCGAGAAGUUCACAAGGUUACAGAAGAGAAAUCAGGUUGGUGUGGCGAUCCACAUUUGCCUCCAUGUGCUGCUUUUGUGGAAAUUAUGGCCCCUGUGUUUUCCAGAGAGGCUUGGCGCUGCGUCUGGCAUAUGCUUCAGAAUGAUUUGGUACAUGGAUGGGGAUUGGAUUUUGCUCUCAGAAGAUGUGUAGCGGAGCCUGCACAUGAAAAAAUUGGUGUGGUUGAUUCACAGUGGAUUGUUCAUCAAGUAAUCCCUUCUCUUGGUCGACAGGGGAGUUCUGAGAAUGGGCAAGCUCCAUGGGAAGGGGUUAGAGCAAGGUGCAAAAAUGAAUGGUCUAUCUUUCAGACUCGACUUGCCGAUGCGGAUCAGGCAUAUUACCUCUCUCAGAUUAGUAAGAAAUGAUGUUUGCGUCCACGAGCAUCCGUGCCUGAGUUAAUCUUUAGGGCUCUAUUAGAUUUGAAUCUUUCCUUGGAUCCCUCGCUCACGACUGUGAGACCACUCCUGAGCCGCUUUAGAAUUUCUCACAGUUGCACUCCAGGGUAAUUUUACGAAAUUGUAGGACAUUCAUAGUUUACAGGAAAAGAAAAUUUUGUCAAUUCAUUUAUAUUCCCAUUUCUUUUUAUGUUCUUUCUUUAACUUUUGCUAGUUUAUAAUGCAUUUACCUUGUGGGAUUUAUGUCAAGAGACUGAAGACCCCCUUGGUCAGGUCUCGGUACUGUAAAUAUGAUUUUCUACGAUUUUGCUGCUAAGCAUUUUAUAGAGUAUAUACGGUUGCCUCCUUA
Messenger RNA from Mercurialis annua (annual mercury), 2102 nucleotides. RefSeq lists its product as uncharacterized. NCBI's taxonomy places the organism in Eukaryota, Viridiplantae, Streptophyta, Magnoliopsida, Malpighiales, Euphorbiaceae. Bases 626 to 1723 code for a protein of 365 amino acids. The record is from RefSeq and is a predicted model, not a curated record. The transcript is spliced from 15 exons.